Molecule: messenger RNA, 743 nt
Organism: Orcinus orca (killer whale)
Lineage: Eukaryota; Metazoa; Chordata; Mammalia; Artiodactyla; Delphinidae
Product: glutathione S-transferase theta-2
Exons: 4
Coding region: 423-743 (106 amino acids)
Biological process (GO): glutathione metabolic process
Cellular component (GO): cytoplasm
Molecular function (GO): glutathione transferase activity
Source: RefSeq, a predicted model, not a curated record
AAAACCAGUGACCGGCCCCUCACAGGGAACAGAGGCCACAAGGUGUGAUGGCUUGGCUGGGUGCCCAGCCAGUUGUGGAGGGAGUAGGCUUCAGGGAGGGGCAUGGAUCAGACCAUGGACCCCAUUUUGGAGGCCUGAGUAGAGGGCCGAUGGGAAGCACGGGGAUGGUGCUUGAGCUCUUUCUGGACCUGUACUCACCCCCCUGCCGUGCCAUCUACAUUUUCACCAGGAAGAACAGCAUCCCCUUUGAGAUGCACCCUGUGGAGCUGGCACAGGGUGAGCAGAGCUAGGUGGGCUCCACGGAGGGGCGCCCAGGGGCCAGACCCUGCGCUGAGCCUCCUCUGCUCUCUGCCCCCCAGGGGAGCACCUGAAACCUGAAUUCCUGAAGGUGAACCCCCUGGAGAAGGUGCCUGCCCUCAGGGAUGGGGACUUUCUGGUGGCCGAGAGCCCAGUCUCUCCUGCCCCACUUCUCCGGGCAGCCUGUGGAUGCUGUGCAGCUGCAGCAGCUGUUGGGGAAGCUGACGCGUGCUUUGCAGCACCCGGAUCAGGAGGUCCUGGCGGCCAGACCCUUCCUGGCCACUGAGCAGGUCUCCCUGACAGAUCUGAUGGCAUUCACAGAGCUGAUGCAGCCCACUGCCGUCGGCUGCGACCUCUUCCAAGACUGGUCCUGGCUUGCUGUGUGGCGAGCCCGUGUGGAGGCCACCCUGGGCCUUGAGCUCGUCCAGGAGGCCCACAGGUGCUGA